CGGCCGGAAGGCAAACACGUGGGAGUCUUGAGGCACCGCUGAAGUAUACCAAAGUACCAGACACUCCCCAUCACUACUACCAUCACCCAGCCUAUCCCUCAUCACCACACAGCCCCCACCUGUCACCAAUCAUCCCACCAUCACCACUAACACACAUCACCAUCACCACUAACUAGCCAACAAACCGUCACCACUAGGCCCCUCUGUCACCACUACACUCCCCAUCACCGUCACCACUCAACACGCCCUCGUCACCACCACCAGUACCUAUCACCAAUCACCCCAACGUCACCACUAACACAAAUCACCACCACUGACUAGCCUACUAACCGUCACCAAUACACUCCCCAUCACUGUCACCACUCCAAACACCCCGUCACCACCACCAGCACCACACGCCUCGGGACCGUCACCACCACCACGCAUCCUCCCGCCAUGAAGGUAAUGGUGCUCCUGCUGGUGGCGGCGGCGGCGGCGGCACAGCCCAGCAAAAGCCGCGGCCCGCUGAAGACGCUGCCGGGGGCCGGGGCGGUGCGGGAGGCGGAGCGGCGGCUGUGUGGCUGGAAGCUGGCCAACGAGCUCAACCGCGUGUGUAAGGGCGUCUACAACAAGCCCACGGUCUCCACCAACGCCCUCUUCUACAGGAGGGAACGAGGCGAAGGCUCUGUGGACUUCGAGGACCCCGUGGACGUGUGGCCGCUCAUGAUGGAACUGGACUUCUCUCCGUGGACACCGGCGCCUCCUGACGUGGUGCGCCGGGGGGUCCUUCCAGGCCCUCCCGUGGUGGCUGCUAGUGAGAAUCAGCGGCUGCCCUUCCUGAGCGGCCCCCAGGCAUCGCAGGUGGUGGGCAGGUCACGCCGGGUCAAGCGCGGGCUGUCGGCGGAGUGUUGUCGCAAAGCCUGCACGGUGUCGGAGCUCGCCGGCUACUGCUACUGACCUCCCAGCCAUCGAAGCCAUAUUGUUACCGCCAUUGAGAACACGGAUAGUACCAAUUCUUAACACCGUCUGCUGUCUUUUCUCCCUUGUAGCUCACCCUCAGGGCCUCUGACGCCCCUUACGUGAGUCACCCUCAGGACCUUAUGUAAGCAAUCACUACAUUAACCCUAUGCUAUAAGACCGGCGAACGCGUAAACAUCAACCAAUGACCUCUGACCCGACACUCUCUCUCUCUCUCUCUCUCUCUCUCUCUCUCUCUCUCUGAAUGGCGGUAACACAUAUUAUCGUACUCAGAGCAACAUAUUUACCAGUUUCUGAGCCUUAACUGUUGCCAAGAAACACCAAUAAUUAUCCACUUUAACGAUAACUAUAUAUGAAGGCGGUUAUUGGGGAGGAGGCAGUUUUGGGGUCGGAAAUCGGCAAACUUAAAGAGGCUGAGUACGAUAAUCUGGCAACGUUCCUCCCAGCCCUGACACUCACCUUGAUUUAUUCAGCACAGCGCCGCCACGCCUAUGACCUGAGCACUGUCAAGAGGGAAGUAUCUCAAGACGCCUCCCUAACCAAAAUAAACCCCGAAUUCAGAAUCAGCCCCUCUGGAUAUGAAUUAAAAAAGAGACACAGAACGUUCCAUUUUAUUGUUCACCCUCCGGCAGCACAGUAGACAAAAUAGAUACAUUCAGUAAUUCGUUUUCAGUAAAUAUUAAAAUCGGUUUUGCAUCACUUGACACUAUAUCCAUUCGUACGCACGCACACACACACACACAGAAAUAUUAAAAAGAAUAUUAAAAGCACUAGACUGUGUAAACGUAAAGCGAAUUAUCUUGUAUGUGGCUUGAUAUCGAAGGAAUUAAUGGACCAAAUCUCAAAAUAAUAAAUAAAUGAUUGUCACUUGUUCAUUGGUGUGUGUGUGUGUGUGUGUGUGUGUGUGUGUGUGUGUGUGUGUGUGUGUGUGUGUGUGUGUUAUCUCUCUACCUUCCUUUCGACCCUUUUUUCCUUUCAUAUUUCUUUCCUUCCUUCCUUCCCUCCUCUUCUUCUUUUAUCCUCUCGUUUCUUCCAUUCUUCAUUGAUUAACUCGUCUCCUUCUUUCUUCCAUGUUUCUUCCACCUUGUGUGUGUGUGUGUGUGUGUGUGUGUGUGUGUGUGUGUGUGUGUGUGUGUGUGUCAUGCAAACCAUUACAACCACAACAACUUAGCUUGAAGAAUACAUAGUUACUGUUGUUGUUGUAGUUCUUAUUUUUCUAACACUCUUUCCAUAACUCUCA
Messenger RNA from Eriocheir sinensis (Chinese mitten crab), 2197 nucleotides. RefSeq names its product LIRP-like. NCBI's taxonomy places the organism in Eukaryota, Metazoa, Arthropoda, Malacostraca, Decapoda, Varunidae. The record is from RefSeq and is a predicted model, not a curated record. Gene Ontology annotation, cellular component: extracellular region. Gene Ontology annotation, molecular function: hormone activity. The transcript is spliced from 4 exons. Bases 436 to 936 code for a protein of 166 amino acids.